CCAUAAUCUCUGUUAUUCUAAAUUUGGGGUUGAUUUUGGCCUUGAAAUUUGACGGUGGGUUUUGGUGUUGGUGGUGAGGUUUUAAGGGUCUCUGUUAGUGCAAGGGUUCAGUGAGCUUGGGAUUUCCAAUCAGAUUAUUCUCUCUCAAUAAUGGAAACUGAUAGUCAAAUUGAGCUUAGUAGGCAGAACAAUAUGCUUCCCCCACAAGCUGGAACAUUUCUAGAUCGUGAAGACCUCAUCCAAUAUGUUCGUGAUUUUGGUGCCAGUCAAGGAUAUGUGGUGACCAUCAAGAAGUCGAGGAAAGACAGGAGAGUCAUCCUUGGUUGUGAUAGGGGAGGUGUUUAUCGUAAUAGGCGUAAAAUUGAUGAAAGCAAACGCAAAAGGAAGGCAAAUUCACGCCUGAUAAACUGUCCCUUUGAAGCCAUAGGGAAAAGGGAAGAUGAUUCGUGGGUACUCACAAUAAGGAAUGGGGAGCAUAACCAUGAAGCAUUAAAGGACAUGUCUGAGCAUCCUUAUAGUCGUCGCUUUACUGAGGAAGAGGUCAGGCAAAUCAAGCAAAUGACUGAAGCUGGCAUAAAACCACGUCUAGUUCUUAAGGCUCUCAAGCAAAUGAAUCCUGAACUGCAGUCAACACCAAGGCAUCUGUAUAACCUCAAAGCAAAGAUACGUCAAGGAACUCUAUCAGAGAAAAGUUUCAAGACAUGGAGACCUGACAGGUCCGCUUUGGUGAAUACAAGUUCUGCUCCCAGUGGGCGGUCAUUGAUGCAAAGUAACCAGCCGCUGAAGGUUCCUAAUUUUAUUGGAGGAAAAUUUGUUGAUUCACAAGGAUGUUCAAUCAUUGACGUAGUAAAUCCUGCAACACAAGAUACUGUUUCUCAUGUUCCUCUAACUACCUAUGAAGAGUUCAAAGCUGCAGUUACUUCAGCCAAGCAAGCUUUUCCUUCAUGGAAAAACACACCUAUUACAACACGUCAAAGAAUUCUGUUUAAGCUUCAGGACCUCAUCCGCAGAGACAUUGAUAAACUUGCCAUGAAUAUCACCUUAGAGCAGGGUAAGACGUUGAAGGGUGCUGAGAGUGAUGUGCUCCGUGGUAUAGAGGUGGUCGAACAUGCUUGUGGGAUGGCAACUCUACAGAUGGGGGAGUUUGUUCCUAAUGCAUCUUAUGGUAUUGAUACAUACUCCAUUAGGGAGCCACUUGGUGUUUGUGCGGGGAUAUGCCCCUUCAACUUUCCAUCAAUGUUUUCCUUAUGGAUGUUCCCAGUUGCAGUUACAUGUGGCAAUACAUUUGUUCUUAAGCCAUGUGAAAAAAAUCCAGGAGUUUCGAUGAUACUUGCAGCACUUGCUAAGGAGGCUGGUUUGCCUGACGGUGUGUUAAAUAUAGUCCAUGGCACUCACGACAUUGUUAAUUAUAUCUGUGAUGAUGAUGAUAUAAAGGCUGUUUCACUUGUUGGCUCAAGUACAGCCGGAAUGCAUAUACAUGCAAAGGCGGUUGCUAGGGGAAAGCGUGUCCAGUCCAAUAUAGGAGGAAAAAAUCAUGCAAUCAUCAUGCCUGAUGCUAGCAUGGAUGCAACCUUGAAUGCUGUGGUCAUGGCUGGUUUUGGUGCUGCAGGACAGAGGUCUAUGGCUCUUAAUACAGUUGUCUUUGUUGGAAACUCAAUAACCUGGGAGUGUGAACUGGUGGAACGUGCCAAAGCCCUGAAAGUCAAUGUGGGAACAGAUCCCAGUGCAGAUGUUGGUCCAGUUAUUACCAAAGAGGUGAAGGAUUGGAUAUGCAGAUUAGUUCAGAGCAGUGUUGAAAGCGGUGCUAGACUCCUUCUUGAUGGGAGAAAUGUUAUGGUUCGAGGCUAUGAGAAUGGAAACUUCAUUGGUCCUACUAUCUUAUGUGAUGUUACAACCAAUAUGGAAUGUUUUAAGGAAGAAAUUUUUGGACCGGUUCUUCUGUGCAUGCAGGCUGCCAGCCUAGAAGAAGCGAUCACAAUUAUAAAAAGAAACAGGUCUGGCAAUGGAGCUUCCAUAUUCACAACAUCUGGCAUUGCUGCAAGGAAGUUCCAAAAUGAAGUUGAGGCUGGCCUGGUUGGGAUCAAUGUUCCUGUUCCAGUUCCACUACCACUGUCCUCGUUUAACGGAUCUAAGGCAUCUUUUGGAAGUGAUCUGAAUAUCUCUGGUAAAGCAGGAGUGCAAUUUUACACCCGGAUGAAAGCCGUUGCACAACAGUGGAAGGAUUUACCUAGCUUAGAAUCAUCAUUAGCCGUGCAUCCAUUGUAUGAGACAAAUAGAUUAAGCAGAGGUGUCUCAUCUUCUUUGCCUUCAACAUCUGAGAGAGAUUCACCUAGCCGUAGAGUAUCAGGAGCCACAAACUCAGAAUCUGAGAGUGAUUCACCAAGUGAGUUGCCAAGUCGUGGACCCUCAUCUAUGACUCAAACAGCAUAUGAUGAUUUGUCUAGUCAGGGCCUGUCCCUUGUCAUGCCAGCAACAUCCGAGAGAGAUCUGUCCGGUGUGGAUAUGUCGCUAGCCAUCCCUCGAGCAACAGAAAGGGAUAUGCCAAAACAAGGUUUCACAUUGACAUCUUUGCAGUCGACAGAGAGAAUCUAUAUGCCCCAAACUUCUCACUGGAUGGAAACCUCAAGACCGACAUCUCAAAGGAUUGAAAACGGUCCACCAAGUUCUGAGAGGCAUUUUGCGUCCACGUCUCAGAGGAAUGAUGAGAAUAGCAACACGUCAUUGUCAUUUCAAAGGACUGGUACUUCUAUGCCAUUGACAUCUGAUAGUGUCUAUGCACCUGCCUCCCAGGACAAUAUGGCUGUAAUAUCACUCCGAAAUGAUGGUACGAGCGCAAUAUCUCAGAGGACGGAUCCCACACUACUUCCAACCUCUGAGAGGGCAUACGUACUUGGAGCAGCUCACUUGAAUGACAAUAGGGUUCAAACAUUUCACAGGCUCGACUCCACCAUGUUUUCAACAUCUGAUAGGAUGUACAUGCUCGCAAAAUCCCAUCAGCAAGACAAUAUGGGUUCAACAUCUCGGAGAACUGAUAUUCCUAUGCAUUCAACUUCGGAGAAGAUGUUCAUGUCAACAGCAUCUCAAAGGACUGAGGAAUUAGCUGUUGCUUCUCAACCAGCCUCUGAGAAAUUAUAUUUGUCUCCAUUAGUUCCAAGAAAUGCUGGUAUGCCUCAGAAGAUGUUUCCCCAAAACUCAAUUUUGAGUGAUGAAUUUCCCACACAAGGAGCAUCACUGACUUUACCUACAUCUCAGAGGAUAUAGUCAGAGCAAAGGGAUAUUUUUCCUUUGUCUCUUAGGAAAUCGGCUUUUAGGAAUCGGUAGAAGUUAAAUCUUACAGUAAUACAAAAUAACUCCUUUAGCUAAUCAGUUUCUCUUUCAUAUUCUCGAUAUUGCUUCCUUUCUGAAAUGAUCAGUUUUGCACCUGUGGACGAAAAGGGUGAGUGCAUCUCAUUUCAGGG
Messenger RNA from Fragaria vesca subsp. vesca, 3458 nucleotides. Its product is annotated as methylmalonate-semialdehyde dehydrogenase [acylating], mitochondrial-like. Gene Ontology annotation, molecular function: methylmalonate-semialdehyde dehydrogenase (acylating, NAD+) activity; malonate-semialdehyde dehydrogenase (acetylating, [NAD(P)+]) activity. Bases 151 to 3261 code for a protein of 1036 amino acids. The record is from RefSeq and is a predicted model, not a curated record. Gene Ontology annotation, cellular component: mitochondrion. The transcript is spliced from 21 exons. Gene Ontology annotation, biological process: L-valine catabolic process; thymine catabolic process. Lineage: Eukaryota; Viridiplantae; Streptophyta; Magnoliopsida; Rosales; Rosaceae.